This is a messenger RNA of Pectinophora gossypiella (pink bollworm), 4376 nucleotides long. RefSeq names its product PHD finger protein 12. Gene Ontology annotation, biological process: negative regulation of transcription by RNA polymerase II. The transcript has 15 exons. Gene Ontology annotation, molecular function: transcription corepressor activity; protein binding. The record is from RefSeq and is a predicted model, not a curated record. NCBI's taxonomy places the organism in Eukaryota, Metazoa, Arthropoda, Insecta, Lepidoptera, Gelechiidae. Bases 310 to 2610 code for a protein of 766 amino acids. Gene Ontology annotation, cellular component: nucleus; Sin3-type complex.
UCACGCUUUUUUGAAGCGGCCAUCUUUUUACUGCAAAUCGGUCUUGUAUCGGUAAAUUGCUUGAUGGCUUUUAUGUUAGAAUUUAGAUAAAAUAAUAUAAUUAUUUACCUAUUACUUGCGAUAAUUUACUUCUUGUGAACAUAUUCUAUUCUACAGUUUAUUUCGUUUGGUCAAAAAUGCGGCGUUAAAACUGUUCCAGUCUUAUUGUAACUUAACAGUUUGAUUCCGAUAGGUUUACUUACUAUUUUCAGUUCUAUUCGGCGUUAUUUUCUUGACAAACUUACAGUGGAAGUUUUGUGAGAAACGAAAAUGUCGAACGUUGGUUAUGAUCUGGAUACUUCUGGCGGGUUGAUGCCGCUUAUACGGGCGCUGAUAAAACCUCCGGACGAGGAGGCUAAUGUCCAGAAGAGUAAGAAGCCCCAACAUCCUUACUAUAAGAGGCCUGGCAAGGGCCACAACCACGACUCUUGCGACGCAUGUGGCGAGGGCGGCGACCUGAUCUGCUGCGAUCGCUGCCCUGCCAGCUUCCACCUUGGUUGCUAUGACCCACCACUCGACGAGAAUGACAUCCCGGCGGGGUUGUGGCUGUGCAAGGAGUGCAGAGCUGCCGAUGCCGAGAAGCCGGCCAGCUCGCGCUCCAGCCGGGCGCAGUCCCCUGCUGACGAUACCAGGUCCCUCAGAAACAAAAAGAAGAGUAAAGACUCAAACACAGACAGAGAUGACAGGAGUGACUCUUCUAAAGAGAAAGACAAGGAGCAAGAGAAAGAGGAGUUGACUCCAAUGGAGAUAUUGGUGAAGGCAGCCAAGAUCAUGAACCCGCGGCAGUUUGAGCUGCCACGGGAGAUGCGUGUGCCUUGUCUUUUCCCUGGCACUGAUAAAGAGGGCAGCAAGAACGGCAACGCAUCGCUUGUGACGGUGGACUCCAACGGCUGCGUGCCGCUGCCGGCCAAGUGCUGCUUCGUGUGCGGCGCCACGUGCCGCGCGGCCCCGCUGCUGCAGUGCGACUACUGCCCGCUGCUAUUCCACCAGGACUGCCUGGACCCGCCGUUGACUGCGCUACCAACCGGGCGAUGGAUGUGCCCCAAUCAUGUGGAGCAAUACAUUGACUGGAAGCUGGUGAACUCGAUAUCGGCGACGGAGCGCGUGGCGUUGUGGGACCAGUUUUCUGCCCCGGUGGAUCAGCACGCUAUUAAAAUUGACUUCAUUCGCAGAGCUAGGAAGGCAAGACCCGCUUUCAGGAUGAAGGUGCCGGCGGGCGUGCGCGGGCGCGUGGUGGUGCCGGCCAUGGUGCGCCACCACUACCGCCACCCGCCGCCGCUGCUGCCCUCGCGCCGCGAGUACGUGCGCUGCAGGAACGUACUCCGGAACCUCCAAACCCUAGACGACUACGCUCCUUCAGACGAGGAGGAGUCCCCGAAGCACCGCGUGUGCCUGAACCCGGAGUGCCCGUCGUACAGCGGGCACGGCCCGUGUGGACAUGCGUCUCCGCUGCGCGCCGCCACCGCCCAGGACAAGGAGGACGACCUGCAGGCCAUCGCUGCUCAUAAGGUGGAUAAAACAUCAGACUCGGAUUCCCUCUCGGACUCCGACUUCGAGUACCUCACAACGACAGUGAAGCGCCGCAAGGUGUCGCAGUCUGAAGACAUGUCCCGCAAGCGAGGCCGCGGCAUGAGGCUAGAGCUGCGCGCUGAUGGAGAGGCUGAGGCGCUGCUGGCCGCUGUGGACGAACAGCUGGAAAAGCUGGAUGAGAGAUUAGUGAAGCUGCUUGCUUGGCAGAGAUUGCAGCAGGUGCUGGUGGGCGAGCAGUGCUACGGGCCGUGGCGCCGCACGCCGCUGUCGGCGGCCGCGGCGCGGCUGGUGACGCGCAGCAUCGACCGCGGCCGCCUGGCGCGCUUCGGCUUCCGCCACGUGGCGCUGCCCUCCGAGCUGCUGUCGAGGGCCGAGCGGGACAGGAUCUCCAGGGCGGUGUGGGGCGGGCUGCGCCGCUCCCCCCCUCCGCCGCCGUCGCCGGGACACUCGCUCAGCGACUGCGCCGUGCGGGCCACGCUGUGUGCCGUGCAGAGGCCCGCCAGCAACGGCCUGGGCGACGGUCUGGGCCGGCCCAUCCCGAUGCGGCUGUCGCGGCUGGCCGUGGGCGCCGACAGCGGCUGUGACGUCAUCCUGGACGCGGCCCGCUGCCGCCACGUGUCGCGGACGCACGCCACCAUCUUCUAUGACGAGGUGACCCGCCACUUCGAGCUGAUCAACUACUCGGAGUGGGGCUCCCGCGUCAACGGCGUGCUGUACGCGUGCGACGCCGCGCUGGCCGCGCCGGCGCCCCCGGCCCCCCCGGCCCCCCCGGCCCCGCCGCAGGGGCCGCGGGCCGGUGGCCCCGGCGGCGGGGUGCCGCGCCCGCCCAGACUGAACGGCGCGCUGCCUCCCCCCCGCGCCGCGUCCCCCGGCGGCUGCAGCUGCCCCCCCUCCCCCUCGUCCCCCGGCGGCGCCUGGGAGGGCUCGGCCCUCGUGCCCCACGGCGCGCUGCUGCAGUUCGGCUGCCAGAUGUUCGUGUUCAGCAUCACUGACUCGCACGCCUUCCCCUACGACGAGCCCGUCACUGAUCCCGCUCUAUAGUCUAUUGCUCCACGUAAAUGUGUAUUUACUAACAUAACAUAGCACCACACUUCUAUCAGAGGCCUGGAGGCAGAGGUAUGUAGUGCACCCACCCACUGCUCGCUACGUUUGUCCCGUGUAAUAGAAAACGAGCCCAAUCCUGGAAAGUACGUGAUCAAAACAUGAAUUCAAACUACUAAAGAGUACAAAAACAAUAACUAUCAACCGAAUAUAAAGCGUAGUGUCGGGAGGUGUUGAAAAAGAGGCCAGAGAGAGGUAUAGAGUACUCUAAACUGGGAGUUAUAAUGAAUUCUGUGGUUGUACGGUCACGAGCAUUAAUAUACACUUUGGUACCAUGUCACAUUAACUUUUUUGACAAAUUGAAUUGUAAGUCUCACUAAAUGUCAAAUAUGUUAGUGCGACGGAGUCCUAAAGUGGGUACAUUAUAUUGCUCAUGACUGUACCUACCACAACCCAACAGUCGGAUCGCUCUACAAAUGAUAGGAGAAUAAAUCAUAUUGCAAGUAUUCAAAUGUAAGGUCAAUGACCAAUCACACCAACUCUAGUAUAUAAAUUAUUAUCAGGCGUCCUCUGAAACGGCUGUUUUACUGACCAGUGAUAUUUUUUUUGUUUUCCCCGAAGGGUAAGGCAAAGGGAACUAUGCCCAUACAGCCAUGUGUAACGUAUUUUUUUUCUUGAUGAUUAAUGAAAUGAUGAAAGGUGAUGAUGAUGAAACCUAAGCCUCCACCCUCGGAGUAGACUCCUACUCCGAACCCCAAACGAAUUAACUCAAAAGCACGCAUAAACUUUCGAGUUAUGAAGCGGCUUCCUGCCACGAAGCGAAAAUAGGCAGAUACACUUUGUUUAUACUCCGAUAUAAUAACGCUCGCGAAUGUUUUCCGACUAACUUAUGCGAUCAUUAACCACAAAACAGCACUUCGUAUUAAUUAUUUAGAUUACUCAAUGAAGAAAGCAACUGUCCCGUUCCCGUUUCCCGCCAAACAGCCCUGACCAGUGAUAGUGUAGAUUACUGACUUGUUUUUUUCCCCGGCUUGGUUAAGAGACAUUUAAGCCAAUGAAAUAACGUAAUUGCUCGCUCUGAUAGGGAUUGCGGGCAUAACAACCGUAUUUUAAGAUGUUAAUUUCAACCUUUGACUCCGUCCUCAGUUGAGGCGACCUCAACCUCUUCCUCGAACUCGUCUCGAAAUCGAUAUUUUUAGACGGCGCCUCAGCCGUAACUCGAGUUUACCACAGUAAGGCAUGACGUCAUUAUUUUCGUAUUAUUAUGUUGGUAGUAUGAUAUGCUCGACUCCUAAAGUCCUCAGGUUUUAUCCCAUUUACUUGAUCCUAUUUCUGUGUAAAUUUCCGUUCCGGAAUGUUAUUUUCCUUCCUUUUAGUUUCCCAAUCUUUUAAAACUUGACACUGGCACAAAGCAGCACUAGUGCCAUUAUAUAAAAAAAAGUCCUCAAGUCGAGCUCAGCUCAGCUGAGGCCGAGUCGAAGAGUCGAGUGAACAUCUUCGAAUACGAGCGUUAGUCUUUGUCAGUGUGUGUGAACAUUAUGAAAAAGUUGCUGCAUUGUUCCUUUCCAGUGAACUCAUAGAGAUAAGUCUAAAAUCGGUUUUAAAAUUAACCGUUAUUGAAGAAAACGUUAAUCCGCCGGCGGAAUUAUGUUCAACUCAGGAUUUUGCCGUCUACUUUUAGUGUACUUUGUGAUCUGAUCACUGAAGAUAUUUGAAUAAAAAAAUAUUUGAUUUUCAGUACUUUUCAUAAUGUGAACAUGACUAUG